This is a messenger RNA of Syngnathus typhle (broad-nosed pipefish), 2279 nucleotides long. It is a transcript of the gene cln3, whose product is annotated as CLN3 lysosomal/endosomal transmembrane protein, battenin. Lineage: Eukaryota; Metazoa; Chordata; Actinopteri; Syngnathiformes; Syngnathidae. Gene Ontology annotation, cellular component: lysosome; membrane. Gene Ontology annotation, biological process: regulation of intracellular pH; lysosome organization. The coding region runs from base 107 to 1450 and encodes 447 amino acids. The record is from RefSeq and is a predicted model, not a curated record. The transcript is spliced from 15 exons.
UGUGUCUAUGUUACGCUUCCGGGUCUCUCACGUGACCCUAAGACAAUUGUCAACGUUGUUGAACUGACAUUACAGAUGUUUUUAAAUUUUUAACCGUAACUUAUAAAUGGAUAGAUCUCUCAACGCAGAUGUCGUUGAACAUCAUCACUUAAAUGAUCGUAUUAAACAAUGGCGAAAUUGGAGCGGGUUUUGGCUCAUCGGAUUGUGCAAUAACUUUGCAUAUGUUGUUAUGCUCAGUGCUGCUCAAGACAUCCUCACAGAACAAGAGUCCAAAAACACCACCGUAUCAAACAAUUCUUUAUCUGUAUUGGCUACAGAAUUUAAAGAUGUGAGUACCGGCAACAGUAGUCGCUAUGACUGCAAUUCGCUCUCAACAGCGGCUGUAUUAUUAGCUGAUAUACUUCCAACCCUCGUCAUUAAACUGUCUGCUCCACUUGUGAUCCAUAAAGUGCCUUAUGGAUUUCGAAUCUUAUUCUGUGUCGUCAUGGCUACAGCAAGUUUUAUUAUCGUUUCCUUAUCUUCAACUGUUUGGAUGAGCAUUAUAGGUGUGAUUUUUGCCAGUACCAGCGCAGGACUUGGAGAGUUGUCCUUCCUUGCACUCACGGUCUUUUAUAGCAGGGAUGUACUUGGGGCCUGGGGUUCAGGGACUGGUGGGGCUGGUGUUUUAGGUGCCUUGCUUUAUUCAGGCCUCACUCAAGUUGGCCUUUCACCCCAAGUUACACUUUUAAUCAUGCUGACUAUCCCAUUCACGAUGCUGAUUAGCUAUUUUUUCCUGCUGGUUCCACCACCAUCAUUUCCUCAGUGGAAACAUGGAGAAAGCGAUAACGGCAUUGAACCUUCUGAGGAGAGACAGCGGCUAAUGGUUGAAUGCCAAGAAGAGCAGGAAACAUCUACCCAAGGUUUCUCUUUCACUGUAACAGAGGACAGGGGAUCUGGACUUCUCACUCUCACGGAAAAAUUCCACAUCAUCAAAGGCUUGAUACCAUUUGUCUCUGCCUUGGGAUUAGUCUAUUAUGCUGAAUACUUCAUUAACCAGGGUUUGAUGGAGCUUCUGUAUUUCCGAAACUUUUUCCUGACCCAUGCAGAGCAGUAUCGCUGGUAUCAGACAUUGUAUCAGGUUGGCGUAUUUAUCUCUCGAUCCUCGCUUUGCUGUAUGAAGUUCAGAAAACUCUGGAUUCUUGCUUUACUACAGGUAUUGAAUGCAGUGCUGGUCUUGUUGGAAGUGUAUUACCAAUUCCUGCCCAAUGCCUGGUUGGUGUUUGUGAUCAUCUUCUAUGAAGGUCUACUUGGUGGAACUGCAUAUGUGAACACUUUCUACUUCAUCAGCAAAGAGACUGAAGACAGACAGAGGGAGUUUGCCAUGGCUGCAGCCAGCGUUGGAGACAGUCUGGGUAUAGCUUCGGCUGCAGUCACCGCUUUCCCUGUUCAUAAAUACUUCUGUUCCCUCUGACCCAGCAUAUAAACGGACUAAUUUAAUUAAUAUCCAUGAGCGAGUUGAAAGUUAGUCCACGGAGAGGCGGAAAUGUUUUUGCGUUGCGUCCCAAGCAGCAAAAGCAACUUGCCACAUUCCACUGUUCGUAACGGUAACAGUGUUAUAACAAUUAACAUAGUAAUUGAGUCGAUUAUCUGUUACUGGAAAUCUAUAACAGUGUUACAAAGUCUCAACACUGUUUUUUUAGCUAUUGUGCUUUCACAUGCAUGCUAUUCAAAUUAGCUUGAUCAAUGUGUUUUUGUCUAUGUAACAAAUUGUAAAUAAUGUAUGACUAAACAAUUUUAAAAUAUUAUUUUUUAUUGCAGAAUUGGACAUUCAAAAAUGGAUUUUUUAAAAGAGUCAAUUUUUUAAAAUAUAAGAUUAGAAACAGCAGCCUUUCCAGAAGGCUUCAGAAAGCACCAUCAUCAGACUUGCUUGGUGAUCAUCUUCAUCAUCUGUAAAGCCAUUGGUCCCUGAUCUGAUGGAAUCUGUGAAAGGAUCAAUUUAAUACAAUUCACAUACAAUUGCAAUAACAUUUUUAUGUCACAACAUAGUUCUUGGAAAAUAUUACAGUAGGUCUAACCCUAACUUAUAUUGCACAAUUAACUCUUUAAAUGCAAAGUAUUUUUCGAAAAAGACAACCUCUAAAAUAGAAAGAAAAAUAUGAUUCUACCUCAUACGUUUUUUCUUUUGUUCUUUUAUCCGUUUCUAUUCUUAGUCCUCAUAAUCAGUUGCAUCUGUAUUCCAAUUAUACUGUAAAUUCUUACCAUGUGACCAGCUCUGAGGAUCCAAUAAAAAGCAAAAUUUU